CGCCACUGGAAAACCCGUAUAAAUUUCCAGAACCUUCAACUUCGUUGCAAGCCUUCAAUCGAUUCAGAGGGACAUAGAGUCCUCAAAACGAAACGUUUUGCGGAGAGCACACUAUGUUUAAGAAAUCGUUGGAGGCGAAGUCGCAGCAGCGGUUGUCCGGCGCAGACCGCAAAAAGCUGAAGCGAACAAUCAAAGAGCGAUUUCGUAACGCCUCCGAUUCUGAAAUCGAUUCGAUUCUUCCUCCUAAGGCUGAGAUAACAAUUGUGAAGUUACAAAAUCGAGUUCAUUUGUAUGGUGUGGAAGGUGGUUUUCCUAUGUUUUUUGACAUUGAUGGGCGAGGAACAGAAAUAUUCCCAACAGUUUAUGCCCUCUGGAAGGUUCCUGAUCUUUUGCCUGCUUUCAUCCUGAAGGGGGGUGAGGUUUCUCGUUUUGUCAUUGGAGGUGCUGAUCUGAUGUUCCCUGGUAUUAGCAUUCCUGCUCAAGGGCUACCUUCAUUUGCAGAGGGGGAGCCUUGGGCAGUUAAAGUUCCAGGCAAUCUGGCUCCAAUUGCUGUUGGGACCACAACUAUGAGUAGCACUGCAGCAUUAAAAGCUGGUCUGCGUGGAAAAGCUUUGAGAAUAACUCAUUACUAUCGAGAUUCACUCUGGGAAUUAGUUGAGGGCCAUUAUGUGCCAAAUGCAGGAUUUUUAGAAGAUGUUGUGUUUGAAGAUCCUUCUUUGUCAUCAGCUUGUCAGGCUUCUGAUUCAUGCGAAGGUGUUAAUGAGGCUUCAAGUGAUCCACAAAACGACAUUAGCAAUAAAAAAGAGGGUGAAUCUGUUGAUGUCUUGGAUCUAACUUCGGAAGCUAACCCAUCUUCAACAGCACAGCUUGAUGUUAGCAAUGAUCCUGCUGAACAAAUAACUGCCAAUGUGGAUGAUCUGAAGGUAACUGAUGAGGAGUCAAAUGUUGAGGUUCAUCACACUCUAUCCACUGAAGAUGUGGAUGCACUUUUAGACAAAUGUCUGUUGCAAGCCUUGCAUACAACGGUUAAAGAUAAAGACCUUCCAAUGCCUGGAAGCACAUUGUGGGCAGGCCAUGUAUUACCUUGUAGGCCUUCAGGCAUCACACUUGAUAUAAAAAAGUCAUCCUACAAGAAAUUAUCAAAGUGGCUACAGGCUAAAUCCUCCACAACAUUGAUUUCAGUAAAAGAGGAUAAACAUAAAAAAGAGGUGGUAUUAAAUUCUGUCAACCGCAAUCAUCCAGAGUACACAUCUUUCAGGCCUGAGAAACGGCAAGCAGAAAAAAGUGAUCAGACCAGUGACCAUGCUGCUAGUGAAAGUCGAUCACAUAAAACACUUGAAGUGGCUGAGAUAUACAAACCGAGUGUGCAUGUCAAUCCUAUUUUUGCUUCUGUGGGAGUUGAUACGGGGAAACUGUUCAGUGCCUCUGAAGCCACCGAUAUUGUCUUCAGAUAUAUUGAGAAAGAAAAUCUGGUCAAACCAACAGACAAAUCCAUGGUGGUAUUAGAUGCAAUAUUAUGCGAUGCUUUGUUCAAAGGAGCUAUUAAAAAGGGAUCAACUUACCCAACUGCAAUUCAUAAGAAGGACUUAGGACAUACCUUCGUGAAUCGCAUGCAAGCUCAUCAUGUAGUGACAAGAGGAGGUGAGUCAGUUGUUCGCAAAGGUGCCCUUAAAAAUAUUCAGAUAAUGACAGAACGGAGGCAGGGUAACAAGAAGGUGACUAAAGUCUCAGGGUUUGAAUCAUUCUUGAUGGAUGCUGAAGCUUUGGCAUCAGAGUUGCAGAAGAAAUUUGCUUGCAGUACAUCAGUGGCAGAACUACCAGGUAAGAAAGGACAUGAAGUUCUGGUUCAAGGAGGUGUGAUUGAAGAUCUGGCAAAACAUCUAGUUGAACAAUAUGGAAUCCCAAAGAGAUACAUUGAAGUGCUUGAUAAAACUAAGAAAUGAGGACUUGGACACGGUAAGAAAGUUCCCAGGGAGGUUUUGAUUGGAGGAGUGUCAAUGAUCAAAUCACAAUAUCCUGUCAAGUAUUCCAUCUGGAGUUGCAUUGAAAUGCUUGAUAUUAGCCCAGAAAAGAGAACUGCAGAGUUGGUAUAUCUUUCUUCAAUUUGCUUUUUAUCACAUUUUACCUUUUGGCUUUGACUCAAAAGAAAAAGAAAGACCUGGCUUGUCAUUAUACCAGUUUUCCUUUGUAUCUUAGUAUGGUUGAAUUGUGUUGCUAUUUUUUAUUUAAUUAAUGCAGUUGACGUUGAGACAUGCUAUUUUAGUA
Vitis riparia (riverbank grape) is the source of this 2265-nucleotide messenger RNA. RefSeq names its product eukaryotic translation initiation factor 2D-like. Gene Ontology annotation, biological process: formation of translation preinitiation complex; translational initiation. The record is from RefSeq and is a predicted model, not a curated record. Lineage: Eukaryota; Viridiplantae; Streptophyta; Magnoliopsida; Vitales; Vitaceae. The coding region runs from base 114 to 1943 and encodes 609 amino acids. Gene Ontology annotation, molecular function: translation initiation factor activity. The transcript is spliced from 9 exons.